This is a messenger RNA of Hevea brasiliensis (rubber tree), 1171 nucleotides long. Its product is annotated as protein-S-isoprenylcysteine O-methyltransferase B. Gene Ontology annotation, molecular function: protein C-terminal S-isoprenylcysteine carboxyl O-methyltransferase activity. The transcript is spliced from 2 exons. Gene Ontology annotation, biological process: C-terminal protein methylation. Gene Ontology annotation, cellular component: endoplasmic reticulum; membrane. Lineage: Eukaryota; Viridiplantae; Streptophyta; Magnoliopsida; Malpighiales; Euphorbiaceae. Bases 254 to 847 code for a protein of 197 amino acids. The record is from RefSeq and is a predicted model, not a curated record.
UUUUAAGAUUUAUUUGGGCUAAUUGGGCGUAAUGUGUCUUUGAACUUCAUUCCAGAAAAAAGAGAACUCAUCUUUGGCUGGUGAAUUGCCGCACCUCUUCCUUUUCUCUCCGUGAAGCCAUCUCCAUUUGAGGUCUGAAGUUGCUUGCAUGAAGUAUUUUUAUUGUAGCCAUUCAUUAAGAUAGCAUAGCAUAGCAUUGUAGAUCUGUUUCAGUGCAUCAGAGACUGAAAUUGACUCACAAAGUUUGACAAAAAUGACAGAGAUAUUCGGUUACACAACCUGCAGACAGUUAUCUCAGAUGUUUUUGGCCAUUAUCUUCUUUCAUGGUUCUGAAUACAUUCUAGCAGUUGCCUUUCAUGGGAAAUCAAAUGUUACACUCAAGUCACUUCUGAUCAGCAAGAACUAUCUUCUGGCGAUGAUAUUAUCAUUGCUUGAAUACUUCAUUGAAAUUUCUUUAUUUCCUGCAUUGAAGGAAUAUUGGUGGGUGACUAACUUAGGCCUUGCACUUGUCUUAAUUGGGGAACUCAUUCGGAAAAUAGCAAUUAUAACAGCUGGGCGGGCCUUCACACAUGUUAUCAAGAUUUAUCAUGAGGAGCAUCACAAGCUAAUUACUCAUGGAGUCUAUAGUUUUGUUCGUCAUCCGGGAUAUACUGGUUUCUUCAUCUGGUCAGUUAGCACUCAGAUAAUGCUCUGUAAUCCCAUAUCGACAAUUGCAUUUGCAGUUGUUGUCUGGAGCUUCUUUGCAGACCGGAUACCAUACGAAGAGUUUUUCUUGAGACAGUUUUUUGGGUCUCAAUAUGAGGAAUAUGCUCAGCGAACUCCAUCCGGGAUUCCAUUUGUGAAGUGAAGACCUUAUAGAGCUUGAGGCACACUUGCAUUCAUUUUGCCAUUGCUAGUCUAAUGUGCAUCUACUCGAGGAAGCCAGAGGAAAACUGCAGUGCUGUUCUAUCAAGAUGAUUUGGAACUUAUUUAAAACUGCACUGAUCAACCAUAGGUAAGCUAUCUCUGUAUGUUAUGGCUUUGUGCUUGGUGCAAGCCUAUGUCAAUUGGUAUGUAUGCUUGUAUUGGAAUGCUUACGAUUGGUUUUUUGGAUUUGUCGAACAUCUAUCGGAUCUCAGACUCCAUUGUUGUAAGGUUUUUAAUGAUGCAAGCUCCAUAUGUUUGAAAAUAA